Messenger RNA from Trichoderma harzianum CBS 226.95, 743 nucleotides. RefSeq lists its product as hypothetical. Bases 268 to 642 code for a protein of 124 amino acids. The transcript has a single exon. NCBI's taxonomy places the organism in Eukaryota, Fungi, Ascomycota, Sordariomycetes, Hypocreales, Hypocreaceae. The record is from RefSeq and is a predicted model, not a curated record.
GUCGUCAUUGCAGGGUCUCGCAAUGCCACUUGCCAAGAACCCUGCGACACCGCCACGAUUGCAUCGAAAAAAGGAAAGACUCGAGAAAAAGGGAAAGAAACCAUCAUCAUCACCAUCAUCACCAUCCAAAAAACCACCUGUAACAAAAGCAAUCUCGGCGCUCCGGGUGGAUGGCCACCAGACCGCAACAACGAAGAUGACAGGACAGGCAGCAAGAAAAGGCGCCACUCACGGCCACGCCUAGUGCCACAGGCAAUACUGCACCUGAUGUGUGAUGCGACCACCGGCCGUCUUUCUUGCAGCUGGCCAAAUCUCAUCUUGCUGCACGACGAAAUUCUGGUUGAGUAUUCUCACUCCGCUCAUUCUACGCCUGUAAUUUUCGAUCCCAUACGCAAAGAGCGGAGCGCCGGUCUUUGUUGCCCAACCAGAAAAGCGGAACACACAAGCUCGAUCUCUGCCCCUCCAUCAGCUAGGUUGCUUUUUGUUCCUCUCUCUCUCAUAUUGCUGCACCUCUUUUUCGUUUUUGCGUCUUACAGCCCUCUUUUCUCUUACACUUCAGCGCGCCAGGGGUAUUUGUUUCUUCGCAGCUGUCGUGUUUCUUACCCACCCUCUCGGACGCAGGUGCUCAGGCCAGAGGCAUAGAGAGACAGAGAGAGAGAUGUUGAUGCUGUGCUUGAUGCCAUCAUUUCGCAGCGGCGAUGCUACCGGUGAUGCUACCUUGAAGCUUUGAUACUGUGCAACUG